AACACGAUGAUUUGAAUCAAAUACUGGAGUCAUUUAGGGAUGUGCUACCAGAUAUUUUAUCCGAGAUUGAAGGUAAAAAGACGGUCAAGAAGAUACUCAAACAGCUAAAGGAUUGGUGUUCAAGAGAGUUACCUUUUGACGAAGAUGGUGAUGGAUACGUGACCGAUUCGUCGGUACCACCAGAGGAUGGAAACACAUCGGGAGAUAUUGAUGAUCAGGAUCAAGAUCAAGAUAAUUAUUCAUUAGAGGUCAACAUAAUAGGAAGUAGUAAUUCUUCGACAAAGUCAGAGAAUGCUGUGGUUGAUGGUAAAAGAAAAAGCAAGAUUUUGGAUCGGGAUUUGAUUACACAAUCACCAGAUCAAUUAGAUUUUACGGCAAAUCACACGGAUUAUUCGGAUUCAAAUCCUGAUAGUUCUGAUGCUGAAGUCGCAGCUGAUAAUGAUGGUGGUGUUGAUCAUGAAGGAGUCGAUGGAAGUGUACAUGCGGAUGGAUGGUGGUUGUUGGGUAGUAAUUUGGUGUAUUCGAUGAUGAACUGGUUGGAAGGCCCACCCGUAGGAGAAAUUAGGACUGUUCCAGAGAAGCAAACUGCCACAAAUUCCAAUAAUCUAUCAAAUAACAAGAAUAUGACCAUAUUUGACAUACCAAUGCAAUUCAUCGCUUCGUUGACUUAUCCAGAAAUUGAUCCCAAAGCUUCAAAAAAAGCUUCCUUUACGGUGUUGCGAGAAAUUUCAUUUGUCAAGCAACGUCGUAAAGUACUGUUGAUGUUCAGCCUUUACUUAUUUAUAAUGCGAAUGUGUUCAUUCGAUCUAUUCCUGGUGUUAUUGUUCGCUA
Messenger RNA from Acaulospora colombiana, 831 nucleotides. The record is from the annotation of a GenBank genome assembly. Lineage: Eukaryota; Fungi; Glomeromycota; Glomeromycetes; Diversisporales; Acaulosporaceae.